This is a messenger RNA of Hydractinia symbiolongicarpus, 897 nucleotides long. RefSeq lists its product as uncharacterized. The transcript has 3 exons. The coding region runs from base 495 to 872 and encodes 125 amino acids. The record is from RefSeq and is a predicted model, not a curated record. Lineage: Eukaryota; Metazoa; Cnidaria; Hydrozoa; Anthoathecata; Hydractiniidae.
ACAAGUAUAAAACAAGUUGUUAAUAAAAACCUACUUAGGACCAAACAUACAGCAUCUAAUCCAAUCAACCUGUGACAGUCCAUUUUGUCCACAGGCAUUCGCAGAAACAAACCAAAGUGAAAUCCCAACUAUUAACUUCAAUAAUCAUGAUGAUACAGAAUGGGUUGCACCAAGUAUCUUUACAUCUGAAGUACAAUCAUGGUUUAUCACUAGAAAUACUUCCAAGUGUGGAAAAAGAUUGGCUAAGCCAACUGAAGAGGAGAAAUACAUGUUUUGGGAUGAAAACAAAACAAAUAAGUAAAAAAAAAUAUGUUGAUUAACAUCCAUUUCUGUACAAAAAACCUCUAAGUAAUAAUCUUACAGAUAUAAAUAAAUUAAAUUGGAUUUUAUAACUUUUUAGCUCGUGGUAUCCAUGCUGUAAUGGUUCAAAAACAUCUGGAGAUCGAAUUUUUCGUCAGGUUCCAGCGUUGUUGCCAAUUAAUGUUGAAACUGCCAUGUAUGACAGAAGAAUUGACACUAGUUCAAUACCAAAAGAUUUAAUUUUAGACAUCAAUGAUAUUUCAUGCAGUUUUAGGCUAAUUGGACUUUCACUUUGGAAUGCCCAACAUUACACUGCUAUGGCUUUAUACAAUGAUACAUGGCAUUUAUAUGAUGGUAUAAAAUCACCUAACUUUUUACCAUGUACUGAACAUUUUGAAGCAGUAUACAGACCAACAUACUGUCUAUAUGCAUUGACAAAUUCACAUUCUGAAACACAAAAGCUACAAGAACCCAAUACUAAUGGUGUAGAUGAUUGCUCUGAUACAGAUAUGCUUAAAGCUGCAAUGAUUUUGGAAACACUUUCAACAGAGACUCGAGGUAAGAAAAUGUAAAGUUACCUAACUAUAAAUUAUAAAA